This is a messenger RNA of Tarenaya hassleriana, 2764 nucleotides long. Its product is annotated as zinc finger CCCH domain-containing protein 30. The record is from RefSeq and is a predicted model, not a curated record. The transcript is spliced from 2 exons. NCBI's taxonomy places the organism in Eukaryota, Viridiplantae, Streptophyta, Magnoliopsida, Brassicales, Cleomaceae. The coding region runs from base 288 to 2432 and encodes 714 amino acids. Gene Ontology annotation, molecular function: metal ion binding; protein binding.
UGUUGUACUUUUCUAAUGAGAGCAGAUCUUGGUAAAUGGAGAUGGGGAAGAACAAGCUCUCGCCAUUUCCUCUCUCUAAAGGGCUAAAGGUUGUUUUUUUCCCUCUCUGCCAGAUUUUCUCGGAAAAUUCUCCUCCUUUUUUCUUCACUCGCUUCGAACACUCUCUACUAGAUCUGUCUGAAAACUGAUCUCCUUCUCCGCCGAAGUCUCUGCCGAAAUGGGUUUCUCUCGGUCUCUCUUGUCCUGUUAAAGGGGGAAAACAAGAACCCUAUUCUGCAGAUGGAAGUAUGUGCUGUGAAUCAGAUAGAUCAAGCCUGAUCCUGUCUUCUAGUUCUUCAUCGCCUGGUUUCUUCGAGGAUAACGAUUUUGUUCCUUACCCAGACAUGAAUCACUUGACUGUCGAAACCGAAGAUACUUUCGCUAGCCUGCUCGAACUGGCGGCCAACAACGACGUCGAAGGUUUCAGGUUGUCUCUGGAGAGAGACCCUUGUUGUAUAGACGAGGUGGGUCUCUGGUAUGGCAGGCAGAAAGGUUCAAAGGCUAUGGUCAAUGACCAAAGGACGCCAUUGAUGGUUGCUGCAACUUACGGAAGUAUCGAUGUGAUUAAACUGAUCAUUUCCUUGUCUGAUGCUGAUGUGAACCGCACUUGCGGUAAUGACAAGACCACUGCCCUUCACUGUGCUGCUUCUGGAGGAGCGGUGAAUGCUGUGGAAGUGGUCAGGCUGCUUCUUGCUGCAGGUGCUGAUCCUAACCUGUUUGACGGUAAUGGUCAACGAGCCGGGGAUGUUAUCGUGGUUCCUCCUAAGCUCGAGGGUGUCAAGUUCAUCCUUCAGGAGCUUCUCUCGGCUUAUGGUUCAACCACCGCUGACCGGAAAUUACAUGUGGUUACGAAUAUUCCUCAUUCGGGUUCUUCUCCGCCUCCUUCUCCUUCUUUGGAGAAUGGUCAGGAUUCUCCAUUGAAGUUCAAGUCGAGUGAUGCCAAGAAAGAGUAUCCUGUUGACCCGUCUCUUCCCGAUAUCAAAAACAGCAUAUACUCCACUGAUGAAUUCCGGAUGUAUUCCUUUAAGGUCCGUCCUUGCUCACGGGCUUACUCCCAUGAUUGGACCGAGUGUCCGUUUGUUCAUCCGGGUGAAAACGCAAGGAGAAGGGACCCGAGGAAGUUCCAUUACAGCUGCGUUCCUUGCCCUGAUUUUAGGAAAGGGGCUUGUAGGCGGGGAGACAUGUGCGAAUAUGCGCAUGGUGUGUUUGAGUGCUGGCUCCACCCGGCUCAGUAUCGGACUCGUCUUUGCAAGGACGGGACGGGCUGUGCUAGACGUGUGUGUUUCUUUGCGCAUACACCGGAAGAACUCCGGCCUUUGUACGCAUCGACAGGUUCAGCCAUUCCAUCCCCUCGUUCAAGUGCUGAUUUUGCCGCGGCUAUGAGUCUCCUCCCGGGCUCUCCAUCGUCUGUUUCUGUGAUGUCUCCAUCACCGUUCACUCCUCCCAUGUCCCCGUCGGGAGCUGGCAACGGUAACAUGGCGUGGCCGCAACCCAAUGUCCCGGCCUUGCACCUCCCCGGAAGCAAUUUCCAGUCAAGCCGGCUGAGGUCUUCUCUCAAUGCCAGAGACAUCCUUGCUGAAGACUUCAACAUGUUACCUGAUUAUGACCGGCAGCAACUCCUGAACGAGUUUUCCGGGCUGAGUUCCAAUUCUUUGAGUCGUUCCGGUCGGAUGAAACCCAUGAAUCCAUCGAAUCUCGAUGAUCUUUUCUCGGCAGAGAGCUCUUCUUCUCCACGGUUUGCCGACCCAGCAUUGGCUUCUGCAGUUUACUCGCCGAUGCACAAAUCUGCAGUCUUUAACCAGUUUCAGCAGCAAAGCAUGCUUUCGCCGAUCAAUACGAGCUUUUCACCGAAAAACGUGGAUCACCCGUUGUUACAGGCAUCAUUUGCUGGAGGAAGAAUGUCUCCCCGUAGCGGAGUGGAGCCAAUCUCACCGUUGAGUUCUCGGGCCUCGAUGUUGGCUCAGCGCGAUAAGCAGCAGCAGUUCCAGUUCCGCAGCCUCAGCUCCCGAGAAUUACGGACAAACUCCAGCGCCAUUGUCGGUUCCCCUGUGAACUCGUGGUCCAAUCUCGGAUCUUCCAAUGGAAAACCUGAUUGGACGGUGAGCUCAGAUGAGUUGGGGAAGCUGCGGCGUUCUUCUUCGUUCGAGCUCGGGAAUGGGGAGGAGCCUGACUUGUCGUGGGUUCAGUCCCUCGUGAAGGAGUCCCCGACCGACAUGAAAGAGAAGGCAUCAUCAUCGUCAGUUCAAGGUCCGGGUCUGGGUCCUGGUUCAGUCGCCGAGAACAACGGUGACAUGAACGUGAACGUGACGGCUGAGCCAGCGGAUCAUAGUGCUGUGUUGGGAGCUUGGAUUGAGCAAAUGCAGCUCGAUCAGCUCGUGGCGCAGCAGAACUGAAGAGACGGAAGCUAAAGGACUGGACAGAGGUCUCUUCUCUGGUAGAUAACUUUUUCUGACAGGGAGAUAUGUUUCGGCGGCGGUGUUAGAAGGGUAACUACAACAUUAACAAAGAAGAGAAGCUUAUAUAUAUAUAUAAUAUAUAUAUAUAUUUAUGUUAUCAUCAUUAUUAUUAUUAUUAUGGGGUUUUUUGAAGGUUCUUUAUUUUUUGGCCAUUAAUUUUCGCAGAUGGUAGAGAGAAGAAAGAAAAACAAAAACCUUCUGGGUUUUUCUUCUUUCGAUUUGUCAGAAUGCUUCUUCCAUAAUCAUUAUCUUUAUAAUUAUUAUAAUUA